Molecule: messenger RNA, 3180 nt
Organism: Acanthochromis polyacanthus (spiny chromis)
Lineage: Eukaryota; Metazoa; Chordata; Actinopteri; Pomacentridae
Product: Transitional endoplasmic reticulum ATPase
Exons: 17
Coding region: 301-2817 (838 amino acids)
Biological process (GO): autophagosome maturation; retrograde protein transport, ER to cytosol; mitotic spindle disassembly
Cellular component (GO): cytosol; nucleus; VCP-NPL4-UFD1 AAA ATPase complex
Molecular function (GO): ATP hydrolysis activity; ATP binding; polyubiquitin modification-dependent protein binding
Source: RefSeq, a predicted model, not a curated record
AAUAAGACAGGGAAGCAGAUGGGCAUAUUUAUACCUCCUCUGAAAAACAAGCAAGCUGCAGCUCCGGCAAACAUGGGGGUUCAAGACAACAGAGAAAAAAGAAAACACUGAGGCUGGGAACUUCUGGGAGCUUCAGGAAGACCAAAAACCUCCCUCAGGGCACAUCAGAUCAGGCAGAAUUGGAAAUCUUUGGCAUUUAUUAGGGCCAUACUGGGCUAAAUACACCUUGAACUGAAGGAGGUGGUUAAGGGGUGAAAAACUGAGGGUAUCUAAACUCUGAAGAGACAAAGGAGAGCACUCAUGCCAGGCUCAGGAGGAGCAGACCCAAAGGGAGAAGAUUUCUCCACGGCCAUCCUGAAACAGAAACACAGACCCAACAGGCUCAUUGUGGAUGAAGCUCUCAAUGAAGACAGCAGCAUUGUCAGCCUAUCACAGAAUAAGACGGAGGAGCUGCAGCUCUUCCGGGGGGACACGGUGGUGUUGAGAGGGAGGAAACGGCGGCAGACGGUGUGCAUCGUCCUGACAGACGAGACCUGUGGAGAUGAACGGAUUCGGAUGAAUCGUGUGACGCGCAACAACCUGCGUGUCCGGCUUGGUGAUGUGAUCAGCAUCCAUGCCUGUCCUGAUAUCAAAUAUGGGAAGAAGAUCCACGUCCUCCCCAUAGAUGACACCAUUGAGGGCCUUACAGGGAACCUUUUUGAGGUUUUCCUUAAGCCCUACUUUCUGGAGGCUUAUCGGCCCAUUCACAAAGGUGACAUCUUUCUGGUGAGGGGGAGCAUGCGGGCAGUGGAGUUCAAGGUGGUGGAGACGGACCCCAGCCCUCACUGUAUUGUUGCCCCGGACACUGUCCUCUACUGUGAGGGCCAGCCGAUCAAAAGAGAGGAUGAAGAGGAGACUCUUAAUGACAUCGGCUACGACGACAUCGGAGGCUGUCGGAAGCAGCUAGCUCAGAUCAAGGAGAUGGUUGAGCUUCCUCUCAGACACCCGGGACUUUUCAAGGCUAUCGGAGUGAAGCCCCCCAGAGGUAUCCUGUUGUACGGCCCUGCAGGUACAGGAAAAACCCUGGUGGCUCGAGCUGUAGCCAAUGAAACCGGUGCCUUCUUCUUCCUCAUCAAUGGCCCUGAGAUCAUGAGUAAACUGGCAGGAGAGUCAGAGAGCAACCUAAGGAAGGCGUUUGAGGAGGCGGAGAACAACGCUCCAGCCAUCAUCUUCAUCGAUGAGCUGGAUGCCAUCGCUCCCAAGAGAGAGAAAACUCACGGUGAAGUGGAGAGGCGUAUAGUUUCUCAGCUCUUGACCCUGAUGGAUGGCUUGAAGCAAAGAGCUCAUGUGGUUGUCAUGGCAGCAACAAACCGACCAAACAGCAUAGACCCUGCUCUGAGACGCUUUGGUCAGGACACUCACAAACACACACACACCCACACAAACAAACUUACACAUACAAAUACACACGUUCACAAGCAUGUCGAUGUCUCUCCAGGCAGGUUCGACCGUGAGAUUGACAUUGGAAUCCCAGAUUCAACUGGCAGACUGGAGAUCCUGCAGAUCCACACGAAAAACAUGAAACUGGCUGAUGAUGUGGAUCUGGAGAGGAUUGCCACAGAGACUCACGGCCACGUUGGUGCCGACUUGGCUGCCUUGUGCUCAGAAGCUGCUCUGCAAGCGAUCCGCAAGAAGCUGAUCCUCAUAGAUCUGGAGGACGAAUCCAUCGAUGCUGACCUGCUCAACUCGCUGGCUGUCACCAUGGAUGAUUUCCAAUGGGCGCUGAGUCAGAGCAACCCAUCGGCUCUAAGAGAGACGGUCGCCGAGGUGCCUCAGGUCAGCUGGGAGGACAUCGGAGGCCUGGACGAGGUCAAGAGAGAACUGCAAGAGCUCGUCCAGUACCCUGUUGAGUAUCCUGACAAGUUCCUGAAGUUUGGGAUGACGCCGUCUCGUGGAGUGUUGUUCUACGGCCCUCCAGGCUGUGGGAAAACUCUGCUGGCUAAAGCCAUCGCCAAUGAAUGUCAGGCAAACUUUGUCUCCAUCAAAGGACCCGAGAUGCUCACCAUGUGGUUUGGAGAAUCAGAAGCCAAUGUCAGGGAUGUGUUCGAUAAGGCCAGACAGGCGGCUCCCUGCAUCCUGUUUUUUGAUGAGUUAGACUCCAUCGCCAAAUCCAGAGGCGGCGGGGCCGGAGACGCAGGUGGUGCAGCCGACAGAGUCAUCAACCAGAUCCUCACAGAGAUGGAUGGCAUGUCUGACAAGAAGAACGUUUUCAUCAUUGGUGCCACAAACAGACCAGAUAUCAUAGACGCAGCUAUCCUACGGCCGGGUCGCCUGGACCAGCUCAUCUACAUCCCACUGCCCGACAAACCGUCCCGUAGAGCAAUUCUAAACGCCAACCUACGCAAGUCCCCUGUUGCACGAGAUGUGGAUCUGGAGUACUUGUCUGGCAUCACAGAUGGCUUCUCUGGAGCCGACCUGACGGAGAUCUGUCAGCGGGCCUGUAAGCUGGCCAUCCGCGAGUCCAUCGAGGCUGAGAUCAAGGCCGAACGUCAGCGGCAGAACAGACCAGGCAUCCCCAUGGAUGAGGACUUUGAUCCAGUCCCAGAGAUCAGGAAGGACCACUUUGAAGAAGCAAUGCGAUUUGCUCGUCGCUCUGUUAGUGACAAUGACAUCCGCAAAUAUGAGAUGUUUGCUCAAACCUUGCAGCAGAGUCGAGGUUUUGGAAACUUCAGGUUCCCUUCUGCCACUGGUACCCGGUCUGGAAAUCAGGGGUCAGAUUCCGGGUCGGGGAGGCCUGGCCUGUUCAGAGAAGAAGGCGAUGACGAUCUCUAUCAGUGACAAAAGCAGCACAGUGGUGUCCCCAUUGUGCUUUGCUUCUUCUGAGGAAUGGAAAGAGUUGAAGAAAGAAGUGGAAAUGGCAGGUUAAAAGGAAAACAGAGGAAAAUGAAAGUAAAAAUAGGGCAUCUUUAUUUUUUUAAAGAAAGCACUUGUUGAAACAUGAAAUGAUGUGAAUGAAACAAUAAUUGAAAUUAAAAAUAAAAACCUAUGCACUUAAGACAUUGUAUUGAGAUAUGAAGAAAAAUAAAUGUUUCACUCUGAUAAUGCUUAUAAUACUUCGGUUUUUAAGAAAAAUAUAAGCUGUGUGCAUGUAUGACCUAAAAACCGAAUAAAUUCAUUUAUUUAUAUGACUUUAUGACAACA